Molecule: messenger RNA, 2986 nt
Organism: Osmia lignaria (orchard mason bee)
Lineage: Eukaryota; Metazoa; Arthropoda; Insecta; Hymenoptera; Megachilidae
Source: RefSeq, a predicted model, not a curated record
UUACAGUCGAUGUUUUGACAAGAGGUAUUGAUAAUAUUGAAAUACAGCAAUCAUGGAGAAAAAGAAUUGUAACUGCUGUUUCGAUGAGAAAACUUUAGCGAGGCUCGAAAGAGAAACACAGGAAACCUUGAAAGGACUUUUAAAAUUAGGAAUUUGCAAAAAAUUUCGUAAAAAAGAUGCUUCGCAAUUGCAAAAGGAAAAAGAUGAGACUGGAAAGGAUGAAAUUGAAGCACAGAAAUCGAAGGAAAUUGUUAAAUCAACUGGUUAUCAACUCGCAAAAUUUUCGCAAUCGAAAUCGUAUCGACUGAUAAAUGAGGAAGAAAGAAAAAAAGCGUUCUUGAAUCAAUACAAAAGAUGGAAAUUUUAUACUGCUCUGAUUAAACUAAAGACCAAUCUAUUGAAUCAACGAUGGAUUUACACUUGCCAUUUAAGAGAAAGAACAAUAAUUCGAGAAAGCAAACGUUUAGAAACUAUCGAAAGAAUAAGAUGGCAGUACAAUAUCGAUGAAAGUGUACCAUCAGAUUCUAUCAUUUUUGACAAAAUUUUGAGAUAUAAACGGGAAAAAAGGAAGCAAAUGAAACUUAGAAAAGAAAGAACAGUCAUGAUCAUCGAGAAGAUAAUGAAAGAAAUGAUCAACGGUAUUCGACUAGCAGAAAAACCAACAGGCAUUCAAAUUAUACAAAAAAUAACAGAGACGAAGUUUCGAAUAAUUGACUGGGACAGUUCUAUAAAAACUUGUUCAGAAGAAGAAACAAGGAAAGAGGAUGUAAAAGAUGAAUCAAAAAAUCUUGAAGAAAACGUCGCGAUUACUGAAAUCGCAGAUACAUCGACACACGAGAAAAACGUCACGAAACCUGCCAAGGAAGAAAAAGUCACCGAGGACAGAAAACCGAUGAAAGGUGAAGGAAUUACUGAAAAAGGAGUAAGAAGAAAAUGCAAAUCGAGAGAAAAAAUUUAUCCAGAAGACACAUGUUUCUUCGCGACUCCAAGCACAGUGGUUUUCGAUGCCUUCAACGCGAACAAGGUGUACAACAAGAAAGUGACAAUCACGAAUAAAACGACGAAGUGGGCGUACCUUAGGUUCCACAAAGUGAACACUGACGUUUGGGAGCCCGUCGUCGAGAUCGACAUCAUCGAUGCUGCGAAAGUCAAAGCCGGAUUACACGUAACAGUAAACGUGAAAUUUUCACCCGUCAACGACGAGAAAGUGAUAGCAGAAAUUUCUUUUCUCACUCUCAGCCCCGACGAUCCGAACACUUUCCACGAAUUUCGUGUUCCCGUUCGAUGCACACCGGACGGUCCUCGACCUAACGUCGAUCCUAAGGAAUUAAGAUUCCCUUCUGCUCCGAUUUGGAAAUACGAGGACUUGAAGAUCAAGGAAAAGGCUCUUACCAUCUCUAACGAUGGUGGAAAAUCAUUUUCAAUAAUAAUUGGAGAAAGAAACGAUCUUAAUGAUUGUUUCCUAUGGUUCUUCGACGAAGGAGAAGCGCAAAGUGCAAAAUCCUCCACUUUUCUAAAUGAGAGUAAAGAGAACAUAGAAGAUGAAUUGAAUCAUCAAGAUUCUCGAAAAAUGUAUCAAAUCGAAGUUCCUCCAAAAUUGAAAUGCAUUUUAAGGAUCUCUUUUCGACCAAGAUACAUUGGAUUACAUCACGAAGUUUUGGAAAUUCUAUUUUCCUCUAACGAUUCGAUAUUUGGCAAACAGAAUGUGCCAGUCUGGGCAGAGGUGACUGGUUACCAAAUUCAUUUAGAUCCACCCUGUAUCGAUCUAGGAAUUCUGAUGACUGAUUCUGACAUUUGUCAACAAACUUUCAAUAUCAUUAAUACAGGACGUUCUAGCGUUGAAGUGUUAAUGAAGACUCCGAAACGUUUGGGGUCUCAGGUGACCGUUUAUCCGAAAUCGACAAUCGUGCAAGCAGACGCAAAUUCUACAGUUUGUGUGAGAUUGAUUCCUGAAUCGAGCAUCAUCAAUUUAUCAAAAGGAUUCUACGAUCGAGUGUCGAAGAUACUAGAGUUUCCAAUUCACGUGCAGAUUCUGUCUCGAGAUUCAGAACAGCCCCCGCCAUUAAUUUUGAAAGUUCUCGCCAAUUUGACUACCUGUCAGGGUUUAGUAUUAGAACCAGCGUACGUUGACUUGGGACUCGUGUACACCCACGAAUCAGUGUACACAGAAAUAACAUUAACCAACAACAGUUUGUUAAUUCAAGAAUAUGCCUUUUUCCACUUACCUCCCUUCAUGGAGAUACAUCCUAAUCAUGGUUUUGGAGCUAUCCUACCUGGUGAAACUAUCGAACUUCAUCUGAUCUACUCUGCAUGCUUGACGGAUAUUCCUGGAAAUGAAAUUGGAGCGAAUGGGUUGGCUGGUGAAAGAAUAUUCCGGAUACAAGCGGUGACUCUGGCAGAACUGGUUGGGAAGAAAGGAGAAACGAAAUUAAAGGAAUUGAAAAAUUUUCACAAGAUAUCAAAACCUGAUGGUCUUGCACCACCGGUGUCUCUGACUGAUAAUAAUGAGACAAAUCAAAUGGAAGAUGAUUUCUUUAUGGAUGAGGAAGAUUCAGAUGAGGAUGUCGAGGAGACCGAAGAUGGAAAAAUGAAGAAAUCUUGCAAAAGGGAAAAGAAAAAUGUGAUGGAUGUUCGCGUGUACAUCGUGGAUACGUUUUGCGAGUUAAGCGAACAGAUUAUAGAGUUUCCUGCCACACCUUGCGGCUCAUUUUCACAGGUCUCUGUUCAACUGAGAGGAUUUAAUAUGGCUUCUUAUCCUCGUUGUACCUGUGGAAUAGCGAAGAAUCAAAAUAAACAGUUCACAGCUCGUUUUAAGUUUAAAUGUUCCUCUGAUCAAGUGGAAGUCGUACCACAAUCUGGUAUUCUACAUAGUAAUCAGUUUAUCGGGGUGAAUUUUAAUUUCAAACCGAGAUUAAAGGAGAAAAUUGAGGAGGAUAAAACAAAAUCCAAAAAGGAUGAUAAAUCUCUGAAAAAAGGUACCAAUUAG